This is a messenger RNA of Fusarium pseudograminearum CS3096, 999 nucleotides long. RefSeq lists its product as uncharacterized. The transcript has 4 exons. The coding region runs from base 1 to 999 and encodes 332 amino acids. The record is from RefSeq and is a predicted model, not a curated record. NCBI's taxonomy places the organism in Eukaryota, Fungi, Ascomycota, Sordariomycetes, Hypocreales, Nectriaceae.
AUGGCUCGUCACGGAAUUGUCGCUCUUCUAGCGGCUACUCUUCUUGGUGUUGGUGUCAACGCUGGUCCUUGCAAGCCUUACUCCUCGGAUGCUUUGUCUUCGAUCGUCACACUUGAGCCGACUACUACAGGACUCUCGACAAUUACUGCCGACAUCACUGAUACCACCGACGGGCUUCAAACGACGGUCACCGAGGCUGCCACUGAUGUGACCGACACCACCGAUGUUCUCGAGACCACCGUCAACGAAUCGGCAACCGAGACUACCGGGGAAUUGGAGACAACUGCCACUGUGGUUACCACUACUGCUGGUACUACAGAUCUUCUCGAGACCACCAUCACUGAAACCGCGGCCGAAACCCCUGCGACCUUGGAGACAACUGCAACCGAAACAAUUGCUUCUGGCACUACGGAAGGUAUUGAAACUUCAACCACCGAGAUUGCGAUCGAUACAAGCACUGCCACACUCGAGCCAAUAACAACUACCACGGCUGAGCUUGCCUGUGUCCCGACCCAGAUCCUUGUCAACAGCGGCUUCGACGAUAAUAACGAUGGUUCCCCUUGGACACUGGGUUCAGGCAUCUCCGUUAGUCAGCUGAACCCUCGCACCGUCCCGAACUCCCUUUACAUCGUCCUCGACUCAGGCCUCACUUCUACGUCUAUCUCCCAGGAGCUUCCCGCCCUGGGUCCUUUUAUGUACAAGCUGAGAUAUUACUCUUCCCAGGAGACUGGUACUCAAGGAAGCGGUUAUACCUGCACGGUUACGCUCAAGGUUAACGAGCAACUCCUGGCCCCGGGCCGGACAAUAUCGGACGGCACCCCUACUGGAAUGAGACCCUCUGAGCAGUUCUUUAUCGCGGAUGAUCAGAGCUCACCUGUCACGCUAUCUCUCGACAUUGUGUGCCAAGGUAGCUUUUCCGUUGUCAACAUCGGUAUGGACGACUUUACUGUGACCCGCUUUCAGGGCCAAAAGCUAGGAUAUGGCAAAGGUCAUGUGUGA